AAUCUGCAGGCAAUAUCUAAGGCGUAUCCUUUUCGACACCAACCACGGUCUCACUUUUUCAUCAUGCUGCGAGUUAAACGGAGGGCCAGGAACGCUCCAUAUAUUGGUCCAGCGGCUGGGACAAGAGGAGCCGCAGCCAGGACGACGAGGGCCCACGCCUCUGCCAGACCUACAACUGUGACAACUCCCAUGGCCACUGACCUCCCUACUCAGCCUAGCCUGCCAGUCAUCCCUCUAAGCACUCCGCCAGUUGUGGACCCUCAUCAACAGGUUAUGGCUAACUUCCCAAUUAAUGAAAACAGGGGAGAACAAACUUCAGUGGGACCGCUUCAAAUCCCUUGCCCCACAGGUAAAGAAAUAUCCGUCACGGAUACCUCCAGCAAUAUGGCAAGUCUUGAGUAUCGAAUAGAAGCACUUUUAGCAGCAGCAGUUUCCAAAAACACCGCGGCUACUUAUAGCAGGGCUCUAGACUCAUUUACAGAAUUUCGGACUAAGUACAACCUACCAUCCUUUUGGCCACCUUCUGUGGACCAAAUUGUUUAUUACUUAGCUUAUCUAUCAGCAAAGAACAUAUCAUUUUCCACAGCAAAAUGCUACAUAAGCGGGCUAAGUUACCAUUUGCAAAUUCAAGGUAAAGAAGACACAACUAAAGCUUUCAUUGUUAAGAAGAUGUUAGAAGGCCAUAUAAUCGAGCAACAGGAGCCACCAUUAGACAUUCCUUUACUCAAAUGUCUGACCUCCAAAGUUUGA
Messenger RNA from Ostrea edulis (European flat oyster), 750 nucleotides. RefSeq lists its product as uncharacterized. Gene Ontology annotation, biological process: DNA integration. The transcript has 3 exons. Gene Ontology annotation, molecular function: DNA binding. The coding region runs from base 64 to 750 and encodes 228 amino acids. The record is from RefSeq and is a predicted model, not a curated record. Lineage: Eukaryota; Metazoa; Mollusca; Bivalvia; Ostreida; Ostreidae.